This is a messenger RNA of Anguilla rostrata (American eel), 7252 nucleotides long. RefSeq names its product myosin-11-like. NCBI's taxonomy places the organism in Eukaryota, Metazoa, Chordata, Actinopteri, Anguilliformes, Anguillidae. Bases 1222 to 6864 code for a protein of 1880 amino acids. The record is from RefSeq and is a predicted model, not a curated record. The transcript has a single exon.
AUGCCUAACCAGUAUUAUUUGGGCUUACCAGUUGAAGAAAAGAACCGUUAUUUGGCCAAACUCAAAUGCAAUAACGUUACACUACCAGAAAAACAUGACAGAAACAGAUAGUGUUGACACUAGUAUUGCACCUUGCUGAGCAUCAUACAUUCCUUGCAUAAUCCAUAACUAUUCUGGUUACAUGCACAUUCCUGUGUAGAAAGUGCACUCUUUCUAUGACGUUGCUUAAAAAAUAUGAUUAUAUGAGACACAAACUGGGGCUAGUGGGCAGCAUGUGUAGCCAAUGCAAUUACUGUAGGUUAUUUAUUUAUAUAACAUGCAUUGAUGGAAAAACAUCUUGGGUCGUCUUGCUAGGUUACCACAACAAAAAUGACCAGGCAAUGAAACGCUUUCAAGUCACUGGAAACAGGUAUCAUGACGUUCAAAACGUAGCUAAAGCGUAUCUACUAGCAUUGAUCUAACGUUACUGUGUAUAAUGUAUACAAUGUUAGCUACGUUUAGCUAGCUAGCUAGCUAGCUACAAUCAAUUUAGUUAGUUAAUUAGUCAUAACUAUUGAAGGCUUGUUACUGUUCAGCUAGCUAUUAGCUAUCGCUUAUCAUGAGUUUACCUGAAACAAAGUCAGUGCUAGAGUGAGAGCACCUAUUCGACCACCUUCGUUUGACAAACAGGAAAACGUAAACUGAUUUGCAACUAUAUAUGAAAUAGGCGAAAUAUCGGUAACAACCUGUACCUAGUUAUGUAGGAAAAAUGUUGUUAUACUCCCGCGGUUAUUUUUUCAGUACUUUCACGAUUGUUUUUCUGUGCCAGCAAAUAAGUCAGAGGUGGUCCAGUGCUAGCUGUGAGUUUGGCCAAGUAACGGUUCUUUUCUUCGACUGGUAACCCCAAAUAAUACUGGCUUGACAUAGUUUUAACUAGCUAGCUAGCAUAAUUUACUUGUUAUUUAUUUUGCUUGUUAUCAGAAAUGGUCUAAAGGAUCUCUGUUGUUAUUGAUUGUUUGCGGAAGUCUGCCGGAAGUUAAGUUAGGGCCAGAACAACGCACAUGCGCAGUAACGUUUGUUUAUGUUGUUACCGUUGUUAAGCGUCUAUAGUAAGAUUCCUGGUUUGGAAUGUUAGCUAAAGAACGGAAUUGUGAAGUCGUAAAAUUGUGAUGUCAUAAGGGGUACUAUUUUGUAAUGGACUGGGUAUAAAAAAAGUGCUGCUUUCCUUUGGCACUGUCAGUGAUGGAGAAAAAUGCUUCACAAAGAAGUAAUGAGUUGGAACAGGAGAGGUUGAGAAAGUGGCUUGAGUUAGAGCUCGCCAUGGUUCGGAGUGAGCUGGAAGAUAGCCGGGCAGUGCAGGAGAAAAUGGAGUUUGUUCUUCAGAUUGAGCGAGCCAAGUGCCAACAACUGGAAGAAAAACAUGCCAAGAACAAGGUGAUGAAGGAAAAGCUGAUCAAGAAAAUAGCUCAAAUAGAGGAAAGUGCACUAAAGGUAGUGAGUAGCAACAAGCAGGUCAGCAUGAACUCUGAGUUCUGGGAGCUCCUGGAAUGUGAGAAGGCCAGGGGGGAGGUUACACAGUGCCAACUGCUGGUGGACCUAGCUGACACAAAAAAGAAAUUAGCAGUUCUUGAAGCAUCGCUUGAAGUGAAAACUCAUCUCUGCUCUGACCUAGAGCAGGAGAAAGUAUGCAUGCAAAGGGAUAUGCUCAUGCUUGAGAAAACAGUUCAAGAGAGCAAGAACCUGUUUGACCAAUCAGAACAUGGCAUACGUACCAUGAAGUGUGCCCUGGACAACAAGGAGCAGGAUGUCUUAACCAUGUCCCAGAAGUUACAGGAGGCCGUGUCAGCUUCUGAAGUCUUGGACAAGACGAUCAGAGCCCAAGAGAUGUCUCUACAGCUAAUGGAGAUUGAGAAUGCCAAACUCAAGGAUGUGGUGAACGAGCAGGCCAACAGAUUCCCUGUGCUGCAAAAGGAGGCCGAGAAGGCUACAUUGACUAAUAAAGAUCUGACGCAGCACCUCAGUCGAGCGGUGCAGAAGCAAACCCUUCUCUACAUAUACGCCCAUGGACAGCUGAAGGAGAAAGGGUCCCUACUGCUGAAUGAGAGGCAGAAGGCCAGUAAGGCCAAAGCACAGCAGGAGGUCCUUCAGGAGAGACUAGAAAAGAUGCAGAAUGAGGGCACACUGCUAAGUCAACAGUUGGAAGCAGCCAAUCAAAAAGCAGAGGCAAAAGAGCAGGAAGUCAUGCAGGAACGUUUGAAAACAAUGCACACAGAGAGCGAGGUGCUUGCCCUGCAGGACAAGAUGGAAAAGAUGCAGAAUGAGGGCACACUGCUAAGUCAACAGUUGGAAGCAGCCAAUCAAAAAGCAGAGGCUAAAGAGCAGGAAAUCAUGCAGGAGCAUUUGAAAACAAUGCACACAGAGAAUGAGGUGCUUGUCAUCCAGGAGAGACUGGAAAAGGUUCAGAAAGAGAAUAGACUGCUAAGUGAUCAGUUGGAAACAGCCAAUAAGAAAGCAGAGGCAAAAGAGCAGGAAGUCAUGCAGAAGCAUUUGAAAACAAUGCACACAAGGAAUGAUAUGCUUGCCCUGCAGGACAGACUGGAAAAGGUACUGAAUGAGGGAAUGAAGCUAAGCCAACAGUUGGAGACUGCCAAUAAGAUAGCAGAGGCAAAAGAGCAGGAAUUAGCUGACAUGCGGGAGCGUUUGAAGACAAUGUACACAGAGAAUGAGGUGCUUGCCCUGCAGGACAAGAUGGAAAAGGUGCUGAAUGAGGGCACACUGCUUAGCCAACAGUUGGAAGUGGCUAAUGAAAAAGCAGCGGCUAAAGAGCAGGAAGUCAUGCAGGAGCGUUUGAAAACAAUGCACACAGAGAAUGAGGUGCUUGUCAUCCAGGAGAGACUGGAAAAGGUUCAGAAAGAGAACAGACUGCUAAGUGAACAGUUGGAAACAGCCAAUAAAAAAGCAGAGGCAAAAGAGCAGGAAGUCAUGCAGAAGCAUUUGAAAACAAUACACACAAGGAAUGAUAUGCUUGCCCUGCAGGACAGACUGGAAAAGGUACUGAAUGAGGGAAUGAAGCUAAGCCAACAGUUGGAGACUGCCAAUAAGAUAGCAGAGGCAAAAGAGCAGGAAUUAGCUGACAUGCGGGAGCGUUUGAAGACAAUGCACACAGAGAAUGAGGUGCUUGUCAUCCAGGAGAGACUGGAAAAGGUUCAGAAAGAGAACACACUGCUAAGUGAACAGUUGGAAACAGCCAAUAAGAAAGCAGAGGCAAAAGAGCAGGAAGUCAUGCAGGAGCAUUUAAAAACAAUGCACACAGAGAAAGAGUUGCUUUGCCUGCAGGAGAGACUGGAAAAGGUGGAGAAUGAGCGAAUGAUACUAAGCCAACAGUUGGAAGCAGCCAAUCAAAAAGCAGAGGCAAAAGAGCAGGAAGUCAUGCAGGAGCACUUGAAAAUGAUGCACACAGAUAACGAGAUGUUUGCCCUGCAGGAGAGACUGGAUGAAGUGGAGAAUGAGAGCAUGAUGCUUAGCCAACAGUUGGAAGCGGCUAAUCAAAAAGCAGAGGCAAAAGAGCAGGAAAUCAUGCAGGAUUGUUUGAAAACGAUGCACACAAGGAAUGAGAUGCUUGCCCUGCAGGAGAGACUGGAAAAGGUACUGAAUGAGGGCACACUUGUAAGCCAGCAGUUAGAAGCGGCCAAUAAAAAAGCUGAAGCUAAAGAAGCGGAAGUGGCUGACAUGCAGGAACAUUUGAAAGCUAUGCAUUCAGAGAAGGAGAUGGCAGAGACAAGCAAGGAGAAGCUCACAGAGCUUCUCGCUCAGGUGAGGAGAGAUGGAUGGAGCACCCUUUGGAAACUACAACAGCAUCUGACUGACACACAAACAAAACUGACAACGUGUGAGGGGUUACUUGAAAUGCAUCCUCUCCACUGCAGUGAUCUUGAGGAGGAAAACAUAUCCAUGGAGAAAGACAUUAGCACGCUUAAGCAACUGCUGCAAGAGAACGAGGACAGCUGCACCCAGUCUGAGAGCUUUAUUUGUGAACUGAUUGCUAAACUUAACGAAAAGGAUAAUGAGAUUGUCACUGCCUCACAGAAACUGUUGGUCUCGUUAGACUCAAGAAACAAAGAGCCAGCCCUUGAAAUGGCAGAGAUCCAGGAGCAACCACAUGGGGGUGACACAGACAGAUGGGACAUGGUGUGGCAACUGCAGCAGAAACUGGCUGAUGCAAAAAUAAAUCUGUUGACAUGUGAGGCAUCGCUCAAAGUCAACACUAACCACUGCAGAGAUCUGGAAGAGGAAAAAGAGUCCAUGCAGAAGGACGUGAUUACUCUCAAAGGGACCUUGCGAGAGAUGGAAGACAUGUAUGCCCAAUCAGAGCAGCAUGUUCACAACCUGAUGGCCUUCUGUGAUGAGAAAGAUUAUCAGAUUUGCACUCUCUCCGAGCAGCCACAGGUCUCAUCAGCUUCUAAAAGCACGAAAAUGUCAGCCUCUAAAAAGGCAGAAGUCCACGAUGGUGAGGAGAAAGACAUACAGAACACUCAGUGGCAACUGCAGAAGGAGCUUGCUGCUACAAAAAUUAAACUGUCUGUACAUGAGGCAUCACUAAAAGUCAAGGCUAAACACUGCAGAAAUCUGGAUGAAGAAAACCGUUCCAUGACGGAGGACAUAAAUGCACUUAAGGGGAAGUUAUGGGAAGGGGAAGACAAGUGUGCCCAGUCAGAGCAGCGUGUCUGUAAUCUGACAGGCUCUUGUGAGGAUAAAGAUCAUCAGAUCCACUCACUGUUCGAGAAGCUACAGGCCUGCUCUAAUUCAAGUGGCAAAGACCUUAAAAACACAGAGAACCAGGACCAUCUAGACAGUGAGGAGACCAACAUACAGAACACAGUGUGGCAAAUUCAGCAGGAACUGGCUGAUACAAAGACAAAACUGUCAACGUGUGAGGCAUCGCUCAAAGUCAGUGCUAACUAUUGCAGAGAUCUGCAGGAGGAAAAACAGUCCAUGCAGAAGGACAUAAACACACUCAAGAGGAGGCUGUGGGAAAGUGUGGAUAAGUGUGCUCAGUCAGAAGACCUUGCACACAGCAUGAUGACAUCCUGUGCUGAAAAGGAUCACCAGAUUUGUGCUCUCUCCAAACAGCUGGAGGUCUUAACAGCCUUGAAAGGGAGGAAGUCUAAAAAAACAAGGAUCCAGGACAGCGAGGAGAUAGACAGACAGAACACGGCAUGGCAACAGCAGCAGGAACUGGCUGACACAAAAACAAAGCUGGCGACGUGUGAGGCAUCACUCAAAGUCAAGGCUGAACACUGCACAGAUCUGGAAGAGGAAAACCAGUCCAUGCAGAAGGACAUAGUCUCUCUCAAAGAGAGGUUAUGGGAAAGAGAGGACAAGUGUAUGCAAUUAGAGCAGGGUAUGCAAAACAUAAUAACCAGUGAGGAUACAGAUUAUCAGAAUCACACUCUGUCCAAGAAGCUGCAUGCCCCCUCAGGCUCAAAAAGGAAAGAGCCAGACCUUAAAAACACAGAUAUCCAGGAGCAUCUAGACAGCGAGGAGACAGAAAGAUGGAACACUUUGUGGCAAUUGCAAAAUGAACUUGCUGACACCAAAGCAAAACUGCUGACAUGUGAGGCGGCACUCAAAAUGAACACUAACGGUUUCAGGAAUUUGGAGGAGGAAAACCAGUCCAUGCAGAGGGACAAAGUUACUCUCAAAGGGAGGUUGCAUGAGAGCAAAGAAACCUGUGCCCAAUUGGAGCAGCAUAUUUGUAACCUGAUGGCCUCCUGUGAUGACAAAAAUAACCAGAUCUGUGCUCUCUCGAAAGAGCUGCAAGUCUUAUCAGCCUCAAAAAGCAAGAAGUCUCAAAAAGUAAAGAUCCAGGACACUGUGGAGACAGACAAACAGAACAUGUUGUGGCAACUCCAGCAGGAACUGGUUGACACAAAAACAAAACUAGCAACAUGUGAGGCAUCGCUCAAAGUCAAGGCUAAACACUGCAGAGAUCUAGAAGAGGAAAAACAGUCCAUGCAGAAGGACAUAGUAACUCUCAAAGGGAGGCUGUAUGAGACUGAGAACAUGCAUGCCCAAUCGGAACAACAUAUUUGCAAGCUGAUAGCCUCCUGUGAUGACAAAGACCACCAGAUCUGCACUCUCUCCAAGGAGCUGCAGGUCUUAUCAGCCUCUGUGGGCAUAGAAAGGACCUUUGAGCAGGCAGAGGAGUCACAGAAAACUCUAUGUCAGCUGGAAGCUGAAAUCAUCAAUCUGCAGGCCAUGGCCGAACAGCAGACAAGUGUGGUUGCAGCGCUACAGAAAGAGACUGCUGAGGCAACAAGGGUGAAAAAAGAUUUGGAGGAGCUCAAUCAGCAGAUGAAGGAGCAAAUCCCCCUAAAUGCAGAUGAACAAAUGAAGGAAAGAAUAGCAGCACUCCGAGAAGAGAAGGAGAAGGCCAUCCUGCAGCAAGAGGCCUUUGAGAAGCAACUGGAAGAUGUGCAAAAUGAGAAAAAAGUCCUCCACCAACAGCUUAAGGAGGCCCAGAUGAAGGAAGCGGCUAGAGAAAAGACAGGGACAGAUGUUCAGAAUGACAGGUUUACUAAAAUGCAGGCACACUAUGAGAAGAAAGUAAAGGAACUGGAGAAAAGAAGUGAAGAAUUGGCCUAUAGAUAUGCCGCACUCCAGGAGCAUCCGGGCAGUGAUAAGACAGACAGAGAGCACAAUUGGAGAAAAGUAAAGCAGGAUCUGGUCGACAUGCAGUCUAAAUCGCUGGUGGAAAAUGUGUCCCUUGAGGUCAUUUCUCGUCACUGCAGUAAUCUUGAGAACCAAGAACAGGAAAACAUGGAUCUGGACCUGGAGAGCCUUAAUGGAAUGAUUAAAGAGUGUGAGAACUUUCUCUUUAUCUAGAAGCUGCAGACAGAUCCUGUCAGCCUCAUUAGGUAUGAACAAGAAUGUGUGUCUUCCCCAUAUAGCAAGGGGAUAUAAAUGCACAUCCAUUUGUGCUCAGAUUAAUUAUUUGUAAACAGCAGAUUUUCCUUCAGGACACUUAAUGUUAUGCAAUGUAUUUUUUCUUUUUGCAGAAAGCCCCCCCCCCCCCAAGUUAAGGAGUUAAAUGCAGAACACCCCUAGUAUUUAUCCAUUGUCUUUCAAAAAGAGAACUAUGGCUCCUGACAUAAUUUUAGACCUAGAGAUAAUGUUGAAGAAGGUGAAGGCAUAAGCUUGCUGUAAUGACAACAUGAGCAAUGUGGAGUUGAUUCCUACUAAGCAUAUUUCAUUAAAAAAAUUAGAUGCAGGG